AUCGUCAAAGCAUUAUACAGUUGUAUAAUCAUAAAAGAGCUCUGAUCUUUAUGUUGAUUCUGCAACAGGGAAAGCGUUUAUAACACACCAGUGCAGCAUACAGGCCAAAUGUUUCUUUUACGUGUUUGCUGUACUACAGCAAGAGGUUUUGUAAACAGAAGUUUGAUUUUAGAGUCGACUUUUACAGCAUGUCAAAGGACAGCAGGAUAUGCAUCUGGUGGGGUGGCCAAAGAUAAGGAACCUUUAAAGAAAGCGAAAACACCCCAAGGACGCUUUGACAUGGACGAAACUGAGUCAAAAUCUAAAGAUGCCCUUGAAAGAUUUCCAGAUGAUGUGAAUCCAGAAACUAAGGAAAAAGGUGGUCCCAAAGGCCCCGAACCAACACGAUAUGGUGACUGGGAGAGAAAGGGUCGUUGUAUUGAUUUUUAGGUCACUGUGUUAAAAAUAUCCAAAAUUAAUAAUUUAAACAUUUGAAUUUGAUUUAUCACUGUUCUGAGAUACAAAAAGAAAUGAAAUAAGAAAGGGUGGAUCUCUCUCCUUUAAUGGUAUCAGCCUAUUAGUAUUGGAGUACUACUUAAACUGUAAACUUUAGACUGUUCAGUCUUCAAUGGGCAAUUUGAGAAAACUCAAAAUUGUGACUUUAUUUGUAAUUAUGGCAAUCUAUUUUUUUCCUAUUGGAAAUAGGGCACAGUAUAGUAUGUGCACAGCCUGUCUGGUUUGUUCAAAGAAUAAAUCUAUUAAAUCAUAAUAGAUUUUUUUAGGCUUUGUAAGAGGCUACAGGACAUCUUAUUUCUAUCUCUUUUCUAUUUCUAUCUAUCAUGUCAUCAAUCAUCUUUGUUUUGUCAACAAAAUACGAAUAAAAGUUUUUUGUUGUAACUCUAAUAGUUAUGAAUUCUUCAUCUUUUUAGUGUUUCAUCAGACUUUAAUCUGGAAGGAAUACAGAGGAGAGGUUGUACCAUAUCAGCCUUAAUGCAGAUAGGGGUUAA
Xyrauchen texanus (razorback sucker) is the source of this 986-nucleotide messenger RNA. RefSeq names its product succinate dehydrogenase assembly factor 4, mitochondrial-like. Gene Ontology annotation, biological process: mitochondrial respiratory chain complex II assembly. Lineage: Eukaryota; Metazoa; Chordata; Actinopteri; Cypriniformes; Catostomidae. The transcript is spliced from 3 exons. Gene Ontology annotation, cellular component: mitochondrion. The coding region runs from base 109 to 429 and encodes 106 amino acids. The record is from RefSeq and is a predicted model, not a curated record.